AUGAGAUAUCCAAAGCGAUAUGUUGUCGAUCUGGACCUCCCGGCUUCCGAGCGAUGGAAUGAGGUGGUGCAUGAUCAUCUUGACGCCAUCCCAGGAUUCAUGAAAGCAGCACACUUACCAUUGGGCUUCAUCGUGUCGAUGAAUAUUCUUUACGACAUCGUUGCCUUUGAUAGAAAACAGUCAGUGAUCCCGUUCAAUCUUGGUGGCGCUGUUGACGUUGAUGAUUUUGAUAGUUUCAUCUUCCAAAUGGGAUGCACAUCGAUUAUUGCGGAAAACGAAGAAGGCAUCAUUCUCCAUGGUCGCAAUCUUGACUAUGUAAUUGGAGAUCUCUUGAAGAACAUCACCAUCCUCGUCGAUUUUGUUCGUUGGCAUGGUCAAGAAAAGAAAAUCGUUUACAGCGGUGUGACGUUCGCCUUGUCAACAACUCUGAUCACUGGCCAAAACGGUGCAUUCUCAGUGAGCCUCAAUGCUCGAUGUGAGUUUUCUUCGCAGAAUUGGCUUCUGAUUCUGAAUUUAGUCUUAUCACACUACUGUUGCUAUACAAAUGGUACUAUGCUACUUUGUUAUCCAAUGAUUUAUAAAGAUUUUAUUUUCACAUACUUCUUACUUGGAUAG
This is a messenger RNA of Angiostrongylus costaricensis, 615 nucleotides long. The record is from the annotation of a GenBank genome assembly. Lineage: Eukaryota; Metazoa; Nematoda; Chromadorea; Rhabditida; Metastrongylidae.